Messenger RNA from Rhodofomes roseus, 1912 nucleotides. Its product is annotated as FAD dependent oxidoreductase. The transcript has 4 exons. NCBI's taxonomy places the organism in Eukaryota, Fungi, Basidiomycota, Agaricomycetes, Polyporales, Fomitopsidaceae. Bases 1 to 1596 code for a protein of 531 amino acids. The record is from RefSeq and is a predicted model, not a curated record. Gene Ontology annotation, molecular function: oxidoreductase activity. Gene Ontology annotation, cellular component: cytoplasm.
AUGGGUAACCUCGCCUCUAAGGUCAAGCUGUACAUCGCAGCUACAGCCCAGCUCAAGGAGACAUUCGACCUCCUCAACAAACGAAUCGAGACACCGCCAGGCAUCCCUGUCCCUAAUCCCACUCUCCCGUUCUGGACCGUCCCUGCCUCCGCGAUAUUGACUGAAGAUGAACCACUAGCAGAUAGCGUGGACAUCGUGAUCGUCGGCUCAGGUAUCACAGGGACGUCUGUCGCUUACACUCUCCUCUCGAAUGGGAGCAAGGCGAGGAUUCUGAUGCUUGAGGCGCGGGCAGUGUGCUCGGGUGCGACUGGGAGAAACGGCGGCCACAUCAAUCCACCUCUGUACCACGACUACUCCGAGCUACAGGAGAACUUCGGUGAGGACGCUGCGAAACGUAUGAUAAGGUUUCGUCUCGCACACCGGGGGGAAAUGCAGCGCAUCGCAGAGACGGAGGACAUUGUCAAACAAUCACAGGUCCGCGAGACAGAACAUCUGGACGUCUAUACUUGUCCGGAGACCUAUGCCGAGGCCAAGGAGAACCUCCGGAAGUGGAAGUCAGCCAUGCCGGACGAGUCAAGUACGUUUGGGUGCAUGGACACGAAAGAAGCCAUUGAGAAGUACCACCUCGCCUCAGAGACAUUGGGGUGCAUAUAUGGGUCUGGCGGAGCGAUGCACCCCUACAGAUUUGUAACUUCGCUCCUGGCGAAGUUGCUUGACAGACACUCUGACAACUUCCGUAUAGCAACGCACACUCCAUGCACUGCUAUUGUUGCUGCGAGCGCGGACAAGCCCUACUAUGUCGUCGAGACACCGCGCGGGUCUAUCACAGCACAGCACGUCAUACAUGCUACGAACGGCUGGUGCUCACAUCUGCUGGAGCCCCUACGCGCGAAGGUCAUCCCAGCGCGUGGCGUGAUGUCUGCUCAGCGUCCAGGCACGCUCCUGCGCAACUCGACGCUCGACGGCUAUCGGUCCUUCGUCUUCUACCGCGGCACGAGCGGCUACGACUACCUCACGCAGCUGCCAACGGGCGAGCACGAGCUCAUGUACGGCGGCGGCUGGGCGCAGUCGUGCGAGAACAGCCUGCCGGACAUCGGUAUCACGGACGACUCCGUCUUCAACUUUGCGGGCGCGGCACACCUCGCGGGCUCGCUGCCGCUCUACUUCGGCGGGGACAACUGGGGCGGGGAGGCCGUUCCCGCAGAAGAGCAAGCGGGAGACGUGCGCUGGGGCAUCGGGCGCACGAAGGCGCAGUGGUCCGGUAUUCUGGGCAUCUCGACCGACUUCCUGCCAUGGGUCGGGCGGCUGCCCACCACGGUGUCGGGACGGGCAGAACCGCCCGCGCCCACAAGCCGACAUGCACCGGAGAAGGGAGGGCCUAGCGCGGUCUCGCACCUGGCCGCGCCGGGCGAGUGGCUCGCGGCAGGCUUUUCGGGCGAGGGCAUGGUGCACGCCUGGAUGAGCGGCAAGGCACUCGCGUACAUGGUGCUCGAUCAGGAGGAUGCCCUCGAGGGCUGGUUCCCGGAUAUUUUGCGGGUGACGGAGAAGCGGUGGAAGAAGGCCAGCGCGGACAAGCUCGUGGGGCGGUUCUUGUAGGUGUCGCCGCGCUUCUCGCUCGAUCUCGUCUAUUGUGUAGGCUCGUCGGUACGCUUUCAUCGAUUCGUGUGGCGUCGCUCAGGCUCAGGUUUCGGUCUGCGGCCCUUUUGUGCCUUUCGGAUCUACGUGUCUAUUAUACAUUUAGCUGCGUUUCAUGAACUUCAUAUGACCUUCGGAAGCACUAUCAGGGAUCCUUAAUGCAUCGCCUUCAGUGCCUUGUCGACAACCUCCGUCAUCGCAAUCACACCCUCCUCCUCCAGCGUCCGUCCGAUCAACUGGAGGCCGACGGGAAGCCCGUGGAAGAGCUGCGGAUCAU